Molecule: messenger RNA, 627 nt
Organism: Caenorhabditis briggsae
Lineage: Eukaryota; Metazoa; Nematoda; Chromadorea; Rhabditida; Rhabditidae
Exons: 4
Coding region: 1-627 (208 amino acids)
Biological process (GO): mRNA processing
Cellular component (GO): THO complex part of transcription export complex
Source: RefSeq, a predicted model, not a curated record
AUGAAAGACGAUACAUUGACCCGAAAACUGAUCGCCGAUGCCGAAGGCGCUGGUGAGGAUCGUCGGCUGCAACAAAUUGCUACGUUUUUCCGCGAGAGUCGGAAAGUUGAAGAACCAAAGACAGCUGAAGUGGUCAAAGUGACAAGAGCUCUAGAACUAGUGGAGUUGUCAAUGCUGAAACAGAAGCAAAUAGCGGAGAUGAACAAGCGACAGGCGCUGGAAUUCGACUCGUUCGCUGGAGAAAUCGAUAGUGAGAUCGAGUUGAUGUACAAGAAGAUGGAGACGGCGAAGGCCGAGUUGGCGGAUGCGAAAAUUGUGAAAAAAAAUCGCCAAGAAUACCGAAAACUGGUGAAUGUGAUGAAUGAGGUGCCAACGCGAGCGGAGACCGCCCGUAAGCUAGAAGAGGUCCGUGAUGAGCUGGAACGACAACACGACCGGCAGAAGGUUCUCGAAGCGAAGCUCACGGAUCGCCGGAAUCAUUUGCAGGCUUUUAAUGUGAUUUUGUCGAAUUUCCAGAGGUUUUGUACAGAAGACGAUGACGACGACGAGACGGGGAUUUCUAACAACGGCGACAACGACGAUGAUGAUUCGGCGUCAGUGAGUGAGAAGCAGGAGGAUGAGAAGUGA